Cuscuta campestris is the source of this 1836-nucleotide messenger RNA. Lineage: Eukaryota; Viridiplantae; Streptophyta; Magnoliopsida; Solanales; Convolvulaceae. The record is from the annotation of a GenBank genome assembly.
GUGUUACAUGUUUGUUUAUCAUAUUGUGUUGAAAUAUAUUACUCUCUCUCUCUAUAUAUAUGUAUAUAUGAUGGCCUUCGGGAGGAGCUUUCCCUUUGUUGCCCCUUGUCUUGCAAUUUUCCUUUUACUUAUUGUAUCUUCUCUUGCAGAGAAAGCGCAAUACAACUCUUUUGCAAAAGAUGCAACAUCAGCAUCUGCUGUAGCGGGGCACUACGACUACAUAGUCAUCGGAGGCGGAACCGCCGGUUGUUGCUUGGCGGCAACGCUCUCCGCCUCCGCAAAAGUGCUCCUACUAGAGAGGGGCGGCUUGCCGUACCACAACCCAAACAUAAUGCACCAAAGCGGUUUGGUGCCGGUGCUUUUCGACACGUCACAAACUUCAGCCGCACAACACUUCGGGUCAACGGACGGCACGCUGCUGACGCGGGCCCGCAUUCUAGGCGGCGGGUCGGCCAUUAACGCGGGGGUGUACUCGAGAGCAAGCAACGAGGAGGUAGCCGAGGAGGGGUGGGACCCUCACUUGGUGAACCAGUCGUUCUUGUGGGUCAAGAGGAAGUUGACUUCCCGGAUCAAAACAUUGUUGAAGUGGCAGACGGCCGUGAGGGACGGGUUGGUGGAGGCCGGGGUGGAGCCGUACAACGGAGGGACUUACGAGCACUUAGUGGGGACCAAAAUAGGGAAUUCUCUCUUUGAUGAGGACGGAUACAGACAUAGCGCUGCAGAUCUGUUGGAGGGGAAACCCACGGCCAAUGGAGUUCUUUUUAAAGACUCGAAAGGGAAUGAUCACACAGCUUUCUUGAACGGAGGGCCCAAGAAUGAGAUUAUUCUCUCGGCGGGUGCAAUUGGAAGCCCACAACUAUUGAUGCUGAGCGGUAUUGGGCCGUCGGAUCAUCUCAAAGCCCAGGGAAUAGAUGUAGUGCUGGAUCAACCAAUGGUUGGGAAAUUAAUGGGUGACAACCCAGUGAAUGCAAUCCUAAUUCCAUCCAUUAGGCCCAUUGAGGCCUCAAUUUCUGACGUGUUGGGCAUAACCCGUUUGGGAAAUUACAUUGAAACAGUGAGUGGAUUGACUCUAGUCCCCAAAGCCAUAGAAGUCCUCACCCAAGCUGGCGUUGACAUGUCCUUUCCACAUAUGAAGAUGCAAGGUGGGCUUUUAAAUUCAAAGGUGAGUAAAAUUUUCUCCCAAGGGCAUAUGGAAAUCAAGAACAAGGACCCAAAUGACAACCCAACGGUAACCUUUAACUACUUCCAAGACUCGAGGGACCUCCGAACGUGUGUGCGGGGCAUGGAAGUCCUCAAAAAAGUCUUCGAGUCAGAGGCCUUAGCUUCGUUUCGAAAUCCCUCGGCCUCGUUCGAAUCUAUCUUGGACUUGAUGUCGUCCAUUCCCAUCAACCAGAGGCCAAAACAUCGCGUCGAGUCUGCUUCGUUGGAGCAGUUUUGUGUGGACAAUAUGUUUUCCUCAUGGCACUACCACGGCGGGUGCCGAGUGGACAGCGUUGUCGAUCGCGAUUAUAAAGUGAUCGGUGUCGACGCUCUGCGAGUAGUUGAUGCCUCCAUAUUUCCUAGUGCCCUUGGAACUAAUCCUCAAGCAACUACCAUGAUGUUUGGAAGGUACAUGGGGCUCAAAAUUUUGCGGCACCAAUCAACUUCUGAAUGAGCUUAGAAAAAACUAAGUUGAAUUAUAUUUCUUGAAAUGAAACGUACUGUAAUAUAUUUGAAAUGGGUUUGUCUCAAUUAUAAUUAAGAUCAUACACAAAUGAGUGUGUGAAGUUUGUAUGUCUAAAUAAUUUUUAAAUUGAGAUCGAGGAUAUUAUUUCUAAAUAAAUAAUUUGGUCAUGU